UGGUCAGCGUGCAAUUGCAGCGUCAUUGUGAGAGGUUGUUUGAAUGAAGUUGAUAGUGUUCACUGAAAUCUGCAGCAAGAAUUCGCGCCCGGUAACAGUAAUCAGAGUUAAGCUAUUAAAUAAAACAUAGAAAAACAUGCCCGUCUUUACAGUGAAUGUGAAAUGGGGAAAGGAGAAGUUCGAUGCAGUAGAGCUCAACACCGAAGAACCACCUAUGGUCUUCAAAGCCCAACUGUUUGCUCUGACGGGAGUUCAGCCAGACAGACAGAAAGUUAUGGUCAAAGGAGGAACCCUAAAGGAUGAUGAAUGGGGGAACAUCAAACUAAAAAAUGGUAUGACACUGCUCAUGAUGGGCUCUGCCGAAGCCCUUCCCGAGGAACCUGCUGUCAGACCCAUGUUUGUGGAAGACAUGACGGAAGAACAGCUUGCCUCUGCCAUGGAGUUGCCCUGUGGUUUGACAAACUUGGGCAAUACCUGCUACAUGAAUGCUACUGUUCAGUGUCUGCGGUCUGUUCCUGAGCUCAAAGUUGCCCUCCAGAGGUAUUCUGGUGCCCUCAGAUCUUCUGGAGCCAAUGCACCAUCCCAAUACAUCACAGCAGCCAUGCGUGAUCUAUAUGAGUCGAUGGACAAAACUUCCUCCAGCAUACCACCAAUUAUCCUCCUGCAGUUCCUGCACAUGGCCUUCCCACAGUUUGCUGAGAAGGGGGACCAGGGCCAGUAUCUACAGCAGGACGCUAAUGAAUGCUGGCUGCAAAUGAUGAGGGUGCUUCAGCAGAAGCUAGAACCGCUGGAACCUGAAACUCCAAUGGAGACCGGGGAUGACAGUGGGGCUGCUACAGCCUCAGCAAAGAAGAAUUUCAUCGAUCAGUAUUUUGGAGUGGAAUAUGAAACCACUAUGAAAUGCACAGAGUCAGAGAGCGAGGAGCCCACCAAAGGGACCGAGAGCCAUCUUCAGCUCAGCUGUUUCAUCAACCAGGAGGUCAAAUACCUGGCCACAGGGCUCAGACUGCGACUACAAGAGGAAAUCACAAAACUUUCUCCAUCCUUAGACAGAAAUGCCCUCUACAUAAAAUCAUCUAAAGUCAGUCGACUUCCUGCAUACCUAACGGUUCAGAUGGUUCGCUUCUUCUACAAGGAGAAAGAGUCAGUUAAUGCCAAAGUCCUUAAGGAUGUCAAGUUCCCUCUCAUGCUGGAUGUCUAUGAGCUCUGCACAAAAGACCUCCAGGACAAAAUGGUGGCAAUCAGGUCAAAGUUCAAGGAGGUGGAGGACAAAAACCUAGAGAAGCAGCAGAAAAAGGUGGAAAAGGCUGGUGCAGUAACAAAAGAGCCUAAAUACGAGCCCUUCUCAUUUCCAGAUGAUCUGGGCUCCAACAACAGCGGCUACUAUGACCUGCAGGCAGUGCUGACACAUCAGGGAAGGUCAAGCUCAUCGGGCCACUACGUCUCAUGGGUCAAAAGGAAAGAAGAUGAGUGGGUGAAGUUUGAUGACGACAAGGUCAGUGUGGUGACCCCUGAAGACAUCCUGAAGCUGUCCGGCGGUGGAGACUGGCACAUAGCGUACGUCUUGCUGUACGGACCCCGCCGUCUGGAAAUUCUUGAAGAGGAACAGUAAUCGGGAAAAGGAAAUAAAUUAAAACCAACCAACUUCAAAUUGCCAUUGCAAAGCACUGUCUGCAUAGAUGUGCAAUACAUCCCAGUGUCUUUCAAAUCUGACCUUCAUUUUUUUUUUUGUGUGAAGUGACAUGAAUGCUUCUUACUCUAAUUUGUGCACCACCGCUGAAGCAGCAUGUUGAGAGUGGGGAGAUCAUUCCCAUUUAAAGGAGCAGAUUGUGAAAUAACAAGUAAUCCAAGGGAAGGGUGUGGAAGUCGAUUUCCUGUUUCUUUAAUGUUUUAUAUAUAAACAUUGUAUAUUUUUGAAGCCUAUGAUGUUCAUGCUUAUUCCGUAGUACUAUAGUAUUCAACGGACAUUAUAGAGAAAAUAUAAUGGACUAAUUGGUUUGUACAGAAACACUUGGUAAGGUUACAGUAAUUGUUCACAGGAUCCCUUGCUAUUGCCCAUUUCAGUGCUCAUCCAGAAUGGGUUUUUUAUUGGUGGAACUUCACCUGCUUUUCCCUUGCUACAAUAGUGUGCAAGGAGCCUUACUACUCAUGAACUGUGUCUUUGGAAAACCUGAGACUUAAAGAUCACCUGCACUUGCGCACAUUGUUCUUGUUGGGCUUCUAUCUUGCUGGGUAUGUUGUUGUACACACCCAUGGUUUCAGAUCUGUAUCACUUAAUGUCUCCCUAAAAUACACUUUGGCCUCAUUUGUGUAAAAAACAAAGGCUACAAAUGUUUCUGUAAUAAGUUAUUGACUGCUGGCUUUUCAUAAUGGGUAAUAAACUUAUGCAAAGAAA
Alosa alosa (allis shad) is the source of this 2395-nucleotide messenger RNA. RefSeq names its product ubiquitin specific peptidase 14 (tRNA-guanine transglycosylase) (gene usp14). Gene Ontology annotation, biological process: protein deubiquitination; proteasome-mediated ubiquitin-dependent protein catabolic process; regulation of proteasomal protein catabolic process. Gene Ontology annotation, molecular function: proteasome binding; cysteine-type deubiquitinase activity; protein binding. The transcript is spliced from 16 exons. The record is from RefSeq and is a predicted model, not a curated record. Bases 137 to 1612 code for a protein of 491 amino acids. NCBI's taxonomy places the organism in Eukaryota, Metazoa, Chordata, Actinopteri, Clupeiformes, Clupeidae.